CGCAGGCAACGUGUGCGUGUGCAUCCCACGGACGCCUCCGGCUCCGGGGAGGAGGAAUCAGGAAGACGAAACACAUAGACGACUUGUGUGGAACGUCCCUGGCCAAUCAGCGUCCAAAUAGACCUCCUCCAUGUCACCACCAAGGAUAAACUCCUCCUUGGCAACCGCCCAUUCCCCGCCCCGCCUUAUCCUCCCCUGAUCCCCCGUACAAAACCGCUCUCCCUCCCUUCCCCCCGCCGCUCAAGCCAUCCCAUCCACCACCACCACCACCACCACCCCGCCGGCCACACUCCGUCUUUCUCACGAGCCACAGCGCAGGGGAUGGCGUCGUUCGCCGUGGCAACGAUCCCGUCGCUGGCGGCCCCGGCGGCGGCCAAGAAGCGGUCCAGCGGCGGCGUCACGUACGUGGAGGGCAUGAACGCCUACAGCGGCCUCAAGGGGCUCAACAAGGUGAACAUGCUCGGGGUGCGCAAGACCGCCGACUACUCCUUCGCCAAGAUCGUGGCGUCGCUCAGCCCCGCGGGCAAGAACCGGCGCGGCAGCGCGUUCGGCGCCCAGAUGAACGUCGCCGGGGAGAUCUUCAGGAUCGCCGCCACCAUGAACGGCCUCGUGCUCGUCGGCGUCGCCGUCGGGUUCGUGCUGCUCCGGGUGGAGGCCGCCGUCGAGGAGGCCGAGUAGGAUGCGCGCGCCUCUGCCCGCGUAACAGCCGCUCACUCGGCUGUCGCCUCUCGCCCUCCUCUGCUUCAUAAGCCGUGAUAUAUAUAAAACGUGAUGUAUGCUUUCGAUUCAAUUACUUUUGGUAUGUAAUCAAUGACAAUUGAUCGAUACUGUGGAAACAUGUUUUUGGAGUCGAGGUCUGCAAUUGAUCUCCAGGUGUUCACAUCAA
This is a messenger RNA of Sorghum bicolor (sorghum), 886 nucleotides long. RefSeq lists its product as uncharacterized. Lineage: Eukaryota; Viridiplantae; Streptophyta; Magnoliopsida; Poales; Poaceae. The record is from RefSeq and is a predicted model, not a curated record. The coding region runs from base 322 to 678 and encodes 118 amino acids. Gene Ontology annotation, cellular component: cytochrome b6f complex. The transcript is spliced from 2 exons.